AUGCCUCAUGCUUCGCCGCCGCAUGGCUCCUACAUGCCCCCUCCUCCAAUUCCGCCUGGGCACAUGGGCGGCCUGUACCCUCGCCAGCCGCAACAACAGCAGACCUACCCUCCUCCACGAGAACCGCGCGCAUACGCCCCCACGGCAUACGCAGAGUACAUGCAAUACCCACCCUUGCCUCCCGAAAACCAACCUCUUACCUCCGCCACCUACAUCCCAGAUGGUCUCAGCUGGGGUCCAGGCGUGGGAAACCCACCCUUGGAUCCGCAGCGCUCGCAGCCAAAUCGUCCUACAAAUUACAACUACGAUGCUUACGCGGAACACAAUAAGUGGCUCAGCAACAACAAUACCUUCUCCGGCCCCGCAUCCCAUCUUCACCCUUCCCAGCAUCAAGCGCAUCUCCAGAUGCAGCAUCAGACACUCCCACCACAGACCACCUUCCCUCCCCCCACGCCGACGUCGCGCCAGAAGACAGUCAUGCUGCCUCCCGCCAAAGAAAGAGAAGAAUACCAAUCCUCGCCUGCGCAAGAUCAGAUGAGGCAGCCUGCGAUACCACCCAUAUCGAGCCACGGCAGUGAGCGCGUGGGUCCGCGCGAGCACGCGUCAGACUCGCCAGGCAGUCCGCAAGACCAGCACUGGACAAUCGACCGGGUGCAACAAUGGCUUCAGGCGAACUCGUUCAGCAAAGAGUGGCAAGCCGCUUUUCGCCAUCUGAAUGUUCACGGCGCGCAGUUCCUCGACAUCGGCCGAAGUGGAGGGCAGCGGAAUAUUGGAUUCAUGCCUCAGACCGCCAUCCCGCAGGUGUCGAGAGAGUACACGGUGAAUGGUGGAGUCUACGACCAGAACCGCGAGCGAGAAGAAGGCCGGAGAUUGCGGAGAUUGGUGAGGGAUGUCAUUAGUACGGGUGGGGGGAGUGCCCCGGCCAGCUCGACCGCCGUGCCGACAACGCGAACUGAUCGGCGCCGUGAAUCUACUUUGUUCUCGGGCAGUGGGGGCACGGAGGGCAACCUGGAAAAUUCACCCGAUCUGCAAAAUCGAGGGCACGGGGGUCAAUUCGGAUCGACGCCAAGUACUGCUGGAGGCACCGGCGAGGAAUCCCCCGGCCAAUCCAUGCCUCCUCUCCCGCCCAGGCCGGCAAAUACUUCUCAUCCUCGUGCACAUACCUACGACAGCGCAGUCAGCGAAAGCAUGCGAAACGACGUCGCCAGUAUCCGGAGUCACUUGGGCAAAGAUGCUUGGAGCUCCGUCGGCGACAUUCCCAAGCGCCACUCUCCCAGUGCGAGCGGCGAAAUAGGCACAGCAGCUACGCGGACAAUGUCAAACUCACCUGCGCAAAGCCCAGGCCUGGCCAAUGUCAAGCCGGCCGGCGCUGGCGCGGGUUACCGCUAUUUCAGUCAUAGUCGAGGCGUCAGCAGCGAGACAAACAUUGCCAAAACCUCCAUCUCCCCGGCCACUGCACAGGGCCGGACAAGUGAUCCACACAAGGCUGACGGCGAUGCACCAUUUCCGAAGCCUGCGGAUGAUAGGCGCCGACAUGCGACGGAAGGCGGGCGGCCGAUGUUGGAGAAGCGGAAUAGUCAAGACAACCCCGUUAGUGCCAAGGACCACAAACGAGGCUUCCUCGACAAGUUCCGGCGGACGGCGAAGAGGGACGAUGCUCAUCCUUCUCCCGAAGACGAGCACAGUCCCGCUUCUCCAUACGCCACGCGACCCAGUGAUGCCGGUUUCUUCGGCAAGCAAGCCAAUGGGCAGAAUGUCGAUGCUGUCAAUUCGCACGGAGCCCUAAACAGUGCCCGACAAGUGCCUCAGGAUGAUGAUCGCAAGUUUGUCUUCGUCACCCCGGACGGCUGGAAUUACAGAUUGGUGGACAUCACGCUUGUCGAGAGCGCUGAGCAUCUGCGGAGGGUCAUCUGCUUCAAUCUCGGCUUGAGCGAGGGUCCCGACGUUUCCAUGCACAUGACAAGUCCCGGACAGACGGAGCACGAGGAGCCUCUGAACGACCAAGCAUUACUGAAUGCGAAGCGAAGCGCAGCGGAUGGUCUGGGGAGCCUAAAGCUUUUUGUGAGGGCACCGAACGCGCCAAAUGCCGCACCGCAAAGUGCAGGUCUAGGCUUGCACUUUACGCAAUCGCCGCCGCCACAUCUCCCCAACGCAACCGAUUCAUCGAGCAACCAGCCCCCCGCGACUGUCGAUGGAAGCAGAGACAUGCCCGAGCAGGAACGCCGCGCUUUGCUGGAGGCGAAAGCGGAGGAACACCGACGGGAUACGGAGCGAAAGCAAAGUGCAUUCCUUGAAGCGCGCAAGACAAGACUCGCAGAUGGCAAAGGCGUGCAUGACUUUGACGAACUGCGAUCCCCCAGUCCCUUGGCGACCAGUCCACGCCCAGUAUUGCUAGACGGUGGUGCGGAUACGGAGCGCAAGACCGACAACUUGGUCCCGAUGCGUAGGCCGCCUCCGGUUCCUGAGCCGACCAAUACUGUCAGGAAGGCGGAUAGUGUGAAGAAGAACAGUGCCGCUGCUAACGCUCUCCGGACGAGCUGGCCGAAUCGCAAGGACGAGCCGUGGAAGAGGAUUUCGAAUGGCUACAUUGCGGAAGAGGGUGGUAGGAAGCCGUCGGGUAUCGCGGGGGCCUUGGUCGGUGCCGGAAUGGCCGCACGAGCCAUUGGUACACCCUCGAGCGCAGCCGCGCCAUCUGAUGAGAGGCAGCAACCGGCUCAUCGUCCGAGCGCGGUGGAUCUCAACCUGAGCCGCAUCGAUUCCCAGAAUCGCGCGUCGCCUCGUAGCCCCUUUACGGCCUCCAAAGGUGGCCAAAUCUUCAAGAUUCCUCACUAUGCGGACAACGCCGACAACGAAGAUCGGGAUGAAGAUGAAGAUACGCUGCGAGCAAGCCAGCAACCGACGCUCAAACUUGACAUCCCUACCAACCCCUCUAUGAACAAGGUCAGGUCGACACAGCCCGUGCCCACGCCCGACUUGAGUCCGGCCACGACGCAGCCAAUGGUGAAUCGCUUGAAUCGACACAGCACUCGUCGGGGGCCGAGCUUUGAACUGCCCGCGAAGCAGGUAGACUUCCAGCGCAGCCCGGCGGUUGUGCAGGAGGAAGAUAGUGAAGACUCCGACGAUGGACUCUUUGCUGUCCCGCUUCUCAAACACCAACAGCAAAAGGCUGCUGCCGCCCGAUCGGGCUCCAUGGCAAAAGCCCAACAGGUGCUGGGGAUCGGCAGCGAGUCCCCAACUCAUUCGCCGAAUAAGCCCGAGUUGAAGCUCAAGACUUCCAAGGCAAAUAUCAAGUUUGAGGCGGCGCAGAUGUCCGAGAAGCGAGGCAGUGACGAUACUACCGAUCGAGCAGUCCCGUCUUCGGCUUCGUACUCCACGGACUCCCCGGAUGAACCGCUUCGUCGUGGCUCGCAGACGUUUGCCAGUGACAUGUGGGCUAAUCGUCCUCCGGCUGAGGGCAUUGUGGAGCAUCUAGACGACUUCUUCCCUCAUGUUGAUCUCGAUCAGCCGGUCGUGGAGGAGGGAGCCGAGCACCCAGAGGCCAGUCCUGUUUCCAUACAGCCCAGCACACUCGGGCCCAAUUCAUCGUCUCAGGAUCCAAAGGGAAGUGGCAGGAGCAUGACACCACCCUCGAGCGCCGACGAAAGCGAUGCAGCUUCCCGCAAACCAAGUGUCGCUCAACAGAGCAUGCGCAAAGCCGUGGGACUCGGCAGGACGAAGAGCAUCCGUGAUGUCGUGAAGAAAAACUACAACAUCCCGACCGGCCCGCCGCAGCAUAUCCCCUCGACUUCCUCGUUUGCAUCCAGUCGAGCGAGCGGAACUCCAAUGACUACGCCGCGGAUUGCCAUGCUGCAGAACGAGGGCGGCAUUGGGCGGAGGAAGAGCACGAAGAUGUUUGGCGCGAGGAUUGAGCAGGUGAAGCCGCAGCGUGGCAGUCGCUUGAUUCACAAUCUCGAGACUAUUCCGCAGGAUACGAUACCGCGGGGCAACAUGCAUCACCGACAUCCCGAGCGCCAGCCUACGUUCAAAUGGAUGCGCGGUCAACUGAUUGGCAAGGGCACCUUUGGCCGUGUCUACCUCGGCAUGAACACCACCACCGGCGAACUGCUGGCCGUCAAGCAAGUCGAAGUCAACCCCACCGCAUCCAACACCGACCCCGCCAAGAUCCGCGAGAUGGUCAAAGCCCUCGACAUCGAAAUCGACACGAUGAAGGAUCUAGACCACGUCAACAUCGUGCAAUACCUCGGCUGCGAGCGCAAGGAGUACAGCAUCUCCAUCUUCCUCGAGUACAUCUCGGGCGGCAGCGUGGGCUCGUGCAUCCGCAAGCACGGCAAGUUCGAGGAAUCCGUCGUCUCCUCCCUCACGCACCAAACGCUCAACGGCCUCUCCUACCUGCACAGCGAGGGCAUCCUGCACCGCGACCUGAAAGCCGACAACAUCCUCCUCGACCUCGACGGGACGUGCAAAAUCUCCGAUUUCGGCAUCUCGAAGCGCAGCGCCAACCCGUACAACAACGACAUUACUAACAGUAUGCAGGGCUCCGUCUUCUGGAUGGCGCCCGAGGUCAUUCGGGCGCAGUCGCAGCCGGGCGGGGUCCUGAAUGAUAGCAGCGGCAUCGAUCCCGGCGAUCCCGCGGCCGCGAUGAACAAAGGGUACAGUGCCAAGGUGGACAUUUGGUCGCUGGGCUGCGUAGUGCUGGAGAUGUUCGCCGGCCGGCGACCGUGGAGCAAGGAAGAAGCCAUCGGCGCCAUCUACAAACUUGGCAGCUUGAACCAGGCGCCGCCUAUCCCCGACGACGUCAGUUCUGUCGUCGGGCCGGCGGCGUUGGGCUUCAUGUACGAUUGUUUUACAAUUGAUCCCGGCGAACGCCCGACUGCCGAAACGCUGCUCGCGGCGCCCUUUUGCAUCUCCGACCCGCAUUACAACUUCCUCGAUACGGAGCUGUAUGCCAAGAUUCGGGGUGCUCUGUGA
This is a messenger RNA of Neohortaea acidophila, 4968 nucleotides long. RefSeq lists its product as uncharacterized. NCBI's taxonomy places the organism in Eukaryota, Fungi, Ascomycota, Dothideomycetes, Mycosphaerellales, Teratosphaeriaceae. The record is from RefSeq and is a predicted model, not a curated record. Gene Ontology annotation, molecular function: ATP binding; protein kinase activity. The transcript is spliced from 2 exons. Bases 1 to 4968 code for a protein of 1655 amino acids. Gene Ontology annotation, biological process: protein phosphorylation.